Molecule: messenger RNA, 4067 nt
Organism: Manduca sexta (tobacco hornworm)
Lineage: Eukaryota; Metazoa; Arthropoda; Insecta; Lepidoptera; Sphingidae
Product: irregular chiasm C-roughest protein
Biological process (GO): cell-cell adhesion
Cellular component (GO): cell-cell junction
Molecular function (GO): cell adhesion molecule binding
Source: RefSeq, a predicted model, not a curated record
GUUCCUUGAACCAUUCGGCCGGAUGCGGACCACGUGUUCGACCCUGCAUUCGGCCGAACAUUUUCAAGAAGGGGGCGUAUUCUAAAAAUACAGCCACGGAUUAUAAACGCACAUCACUGCUCGGUUUAGUCACGCACGUCCCGUCAGACGAACGCAGGCCGCCCGCGCGCCAAAAUUCGAAUUUCGAAUUUCGAAAAAUAUCAGUGUUAUAGACGCCAUUGUGAUUUAGUGAAGUGAUUGUGAUUACGAAUUUGAAUUUGGAACGUAUGCCAUUCAUAUGAACACAUCACAAAUGACCUCCAAACAAGUGCAGUCAAUAUGUACCAAAAACUGAAAUGGCGGCAACACACAAAGCGCGAGAAUCGGUAGGGCUGCGCGCGCGCAGGAUCUCCGUAAAUAAACAACGGAAAUGGAGCGGGCGGCCGGAUGUGCUGGUGCUGUUUGUACUGAUUGCCGGUUGUCAUGGACACCAGGAGCAGAGGUUCGCCAUGGAGCCACAGGAUCAGAGCGCGAUAAUCGGAUCAAGAGUGACGCUUCCGUGUCGAGUGGAGAACAAAGUUGGCGCGCUGCAGUGGACCAAGGACGACUUCGGGCUGGGCACGCAUCGGAACCUCAGCGGUUAUGACCGAUACUCCAUGAUCGGCAGCGAUGAGGAAGGAGAUUAUUCACUAGACAUAAAAGACUUGACGUUAGAAGAUGAUGGAAAAUACCAGUGCCAAGUCAGCUCAGGGUUAAACGGAGAACCAGCCAUCCGUUCCCGGUAUGCCCAGGUGACGGUGCUGGUCGCCCCCGAUCCUCCCAGGAUUAUACAGGGUGCGUUUAUAGACGCCACAGAGAACCAACCUAUCGAUAUAGAAUGCGAGUCGGUUGGCGGGAAACCGGCUGCCGAGAUAACUUGGUUGGAUGGCAACCAGCAAGUAAUAAAGAAACACGUGAAGAGCAAAGUGGAGUUGCUAGAGGAUGGACAGAGAUUCAAAACGAGAUCGGUGCUGCGGUUAACCCCACGCAAGGAGGACCACAAUCAGUCAAUAACCUGUCAGGCGCAGAACACAGCCGACCGGGCGCAUCGGAUGGCCACUGUGCAUAUUGAGGUAAAAUACGCGCCGAAAGUGAACCUGACGAUAAAGACCGGGCUGGUGAAGAAGCGGAUACCAGAAGGCUCGGAGUCGAGGAUACAAUGUGACGUAGAUGCAAACCCGCCUGCACAGGUGUACCGGUGGUACCUCAACAACAACCCAGUUAUAGGAGAUUAUGCUAAUGAAAUGAUUAUAUUCAACGUGACCAGGAAACACAACAAGGCUGAAGUUAAAUGUGAAGUUAGCAACAAUGUUGGUACCAGUGAGGCUAUUGUCACCUUAGAUGUUACUUAUCCCCCGAAGUUCAGAUCGCGACCAGAGAACGUAGAAGCUGAGAUGGGCUCCCGCGUGACCUUGAACUGCGAUGUGGACGGCGAGCCAGCGCCGGCAAUACGAUGGCUGCUCAGCGAGCCAGGUCGCAUCGGGGUUAAAGGGAAGAGUUCCAAGCUUGAGCUGCGGCACGUGGAUCGGGAGACGGCUGGACGGUACAUCUGCAAGGCCACCGUGGAAGGAUACCCUGAGAUCGAAAGCGAAGCCACUGUUUUUAUUAAAGACGCUCCUAAGAUACUGUCAAACAGAACUCAGUUCGGGUCAGAAGGAGAGAGUGCGCGGAUAGAGUGUCUCGCUCUGUCUGUGCCAAAACCUGAUGAUAUACGAUGGUUCUUCGAAGGAAGGAAGAUCAGCGCUAUCGAUGAUCCAGAUUACGCGACGUUAGAAGAAUCGUUCCCGGACGGUACAGUCAAAUCUAGUUUAGUGAUCAGAGCAAGCCAGUCGAAACACUACGGAUUGUACAAUUGCAGCGUCACAAACGAAUACGGCAACGCAAACGCUGGCAUCAUGUUGAAACCACUUAAAACCCUGCCCCUCUACAUAAUCCUCAUCGGGUCUUCAGGCAUCAUCAUCUUCUCCGCCUUCAUCAUUCUUCUGGUCCUCUGCCAUAGAAGAAGACGGAAGAAGAGUAAACACAUAAACGAGAAGCCAGACGUAACUGUCACUACCGGAGACAUGUAUAAAGAGAGUGAUAGAAGUUCUAACAUCAGUGAUUUGAAGUUACAGUUACCGCAAAGCGAUGGUAGCUAUGAGUUGGAUUACACGAGCUCCGAUAGAUCGGACAGCAAGUUGCAAGCAGGGCUGCCGUUGGCCGGACCCGUGCCCCUGCCGGCGAUCCGACACGACGAAUUCAGCUACAGCAAUGAUUACUCCGAUCCGGCGUACAAUGAGCCUUAUUAUAAGGCGCCUUCGGGGUAUGUCUAUGACUACCCGCACGGGUACGCGCCUCCUCCUCACCUGCGAGUGCAGUCGCCCGACGUGCCGGCGAGCAGGUCCCUUCAAGGCUCCCUAACCAGGAGCAUCGAUACGGCGUCAACGCUCCCUCUAUCGGCGGGCAACGAGUCGCAAAACAACACUUUACAACGAACGAAGUCUCCCGAGGAGACUGACGCGAUCAACAACUUGGGGUUGCCAGUUGGUGAAGGCCCACCAGCGCCUAUCUACGCUCAGCCGAACGCGAAGGUUCAGCAUGGAGUGGACUUGAGAUACGCUGCAACAUACGGCAACCCUUAUUUGAGGAACAGCACAACUGGUUAUGGAAACCAAGUGCACACAGCGAAGCCCGCUGCCACUCCAGCACCUCCGCCAUAUUCGGCAGUUAGAAGCUCAGUGGUAAUGCCGACAGGUAAUGGCAACCAACCGUCGCAAGCCACCCACGUGUAGGCAGCGUUAUAUCUUGUAUAAUAUGGACAGUAAAUAAUAUUUUCUAGCUUCAAAGUGUACUAAAAAUUUCGCCUAUUACGUAAUGAACUUUGUAAUGUACACUUUGAGGUGUUUGUAAUAUAUGUUCCUAAUUAUACAUAAAAUUUGACUGAAAUGUAAAUAGCGACUUUUAGCAUAAGUCUGAAGAUUCAAAAUGCACGAUUUAAUUUAUUGGUUAUUAAAAAUGAAUAAAAUAAUUUCGUGAUUCGAAAUUUGAAAUUAUUAAUUCAUUGAAUUCUUGCGCUGUUCGUGUUGAUAUAAUCAAAAUGUUUCAUUUUUAAAUUUGGAAUGAAUAUCAUAAAAAUACAAUGUAAUAAAAUUACGCCAGUUUUUUCGAUUAAUUUAAUUGGAGCGCGUGAUUCAUUGUUUCAAUUUCAUUAAGAAUGCUCAUAAAUGUAUGUUUUUUUUAAAUUAAAUGUAAAUAGUUACCUUGUAUUCGCUUCUUUCGAUUGAAUGCAAUCAAUCAGUUUGCAUUGUUUUGCUUUUGCUGAUUUAUGUUUUAAUUUUCAUUUAUUACGCAAAGUUCACAGCAGGUUGCUCAACGUAUUUUUGAUGUUAAAUUCCAUUUAAUUUAUAGUGUAAGUGUAAUACAGACUGAGAGAAAAUAUUUUAUAAAUUUUAUAUAAACCCGCCGUGGUAAUUCAUCUUUGUCUUAAAGCCGUUAACAAAAUGGUGUCUAGCAACUUAGUAACUUGCAGAGCUCAGGCGUGCGGUCGAUAUUUUGUUAGAAUUUUAGCAUCAUAAGAUUAUUAUUGACAUAUAUGGUACUUUCAAAAUCAUUACGUUUUAUGUUCCACAUUGUUCAGUUUUAUGACAACGCUAUGAAUAUUUCUUGGUACAAAAUAAAUCGACCUUGUGCCUGAGUUUGUAGUGAAAUGAUACGAUAGAUACAUAAUUACUGUGAUAAUUGUAUAGAAGGGGAUAUAAUGCAUUUUGUAAUAAAAUGAUUUUAUAUCAUAAACUUAUGCAAUAGUUUUUAGUGAAGCGUGUCAUAUUUCUCAUUUAAUUCGGGGAAGUUUGAAUUAAAUUAAAAAUGUUUUUGCGCAUAAAUUAAAUUAAAAUGUGAAUUCAAAUUUCCUCAUCGUAAUUUUAAUAAUGGGCAUUGCGAAUAAUUUACGUUGUUUGAAAAAUUUAAUGGAAAAUCGAUAAAAAUAUUGCAUGUUACCAGUGUUUCGUAUUUGCAUGCGCAUAUUGUCAUUUUCAGUUAUAAUGCUCGCAGGAUUAAAUUUUAUUAAAAAA